AGUUGGAGUCGGAUUGCUAAGAAAGACGGUUGUGUUUACUCCUCUUGAAUUUCUUGUACAGUUCCCUCACCAUUUCAUGUGAACUUCCUGCCCAGUGUCUCGUGUUCGUUGUGUGCAACUCAGAAUGCAGUGGAGGGUGAAUAUUGUUGGUUCUGUUUGAGUGAAAGAGCCCAAGAGUUUGUGCAAGAAUUUCCAAAGAGCCGAACAACGAUCCACAAAUGUGAAAUUGCAGAACUCAAAGUGGAUUAAUUUAAUUCAAAAAAAUACUCCAGAGUUUUUUUUUUGUGUUUACCUCAGCAAAACCCACUCUUUAACGAAAAAGAGUUCGUGUUGGAAAAUACAAAACCUCCAAAUAAGGAUUACACAAUUUCACCUGGAAUACUUUUCACCUCUCAUAAUUGAUUUAUCACCUAUCCAACAUCCAGAGAAGAGAUCUUCUUGAAACUCAUCUAUUUCAUCGAGAUUUCUGCUGUGACUCAACAAUUUAAGACGUAACUUAUGGUGACUUAAUAAAAGGAUUAUUAAUGAGGAUAUCUGAGUCAUAUCUCAAAUUGUACAUAUACAAGACAAAAAAGUGCUGCUGAUUAAUAUGCUUCCGGGGCUCUUGAUUCUUCUGUCUCUCCAAAUUGCUGUUCAAGGUCAACCGGCUCUAUUGGACUCUCGCUGCUACCUGGACGGCGGUGGAUCAGCUGAGAGUUUUCUGGCCAGCGAAGAUGUGGCCGUGGGAGCUGUGAUUGGCAAGUUGCGGAUCAAUGGUGAUCCCAGUGCUGAACAUGGUGACAUCAAAUUAUCUCUCCGUGAACGCGAUUCUCCGGUGGCAAUUGCUCCGGGUUCCAAGGACAUUGUCUUGGUGACACCACUGGAUAAGGAGGGCGUCCGUGGACCAUCGUCGGUGUAUGUAAAUGUGAUUUGCGACCGUAGACAUUCCAACGAUCCGAGUUUCGUCAUUCCUGUGAAUAUUCGUGUGACGGAUGUCAAUGAUAAUGCUCCGCAAUGGGUAGGUGCCCCCUAUUCCCUCACUCUGUCCGAAGUCACGGUACCUGGCACGAGAAUCCUUCAGGGUGCUAGGGCUAUAGAUUUGGAUCAGCAGGGUCCUUUUUCAACUGUGGAAUACACAGUUUUGCCUGGACCUCAUUCAGAUGUUGUAUCCUUUGUCAGUCCCUUGGAAGGUACCUUGAUCCUAAGGAAAGCUUUGGAUUAUGAGACCCUUAAGAAUUUCACUGUAAAGCUAAGGGCUCAGGAUCAAGGAACACCUCCAAAAUUUUCAGAUACAACUCUUCGAGUAACGAUCACUGAUGCAGAUGAUCAGAAUCCUAAAUUCCUAAAGGACUCUUAUCGGGGAGACCUACCGAUAGACGGGAAGACUGGUGAACUUCAGAUUCAGCCAGAACCAAUAAAAGCCCUGGACCAAGAUGAAGGUCUCAGAGCCACUCUUCAGUACUCAAUUGCUCCAUCUCCUGAGUCCAAGUAUUUCUCAAUUAAUCCCAGGACAGGUGUUCUGUCCCUGAUAACACCUUUGAAUCCUAUUGAUGUGGCUCAGACUGUGACUCUCGUGAUAAAAGCUACGCAAGUUGACAAUCCAGAUAGAUAUGCUUUGACCACUCUUGUGCUUUCGAGGCGUGAUUCCAAGCAGACUGGGGCAGAACUUGCUUUCCUUCAGCCCCGGUAUCAUGCUAGAGCGAGGGAGGAUUUGGGUGUUGGUAGUCGAGUCCUAGUCCUCACGACUAACCGUCCCACUAGGCAUCUUCGUUUUCAAAUUCUGGAUAAGGUCCAAGCUACAUUUUUCUCCGUGUCCAAUGCUGGAGAGGUCUUACUGCAGAAGUCACUGGACUAUGAGAAUGCUACAAGACACACCUUCGAUGUGAGGGCUACGGAUGGUGUGAGCAAUGCCACGGCUCAAGUGACAGUGGAAGUGAUUGACGUGAAUGACUGGGAACCGAGAUUCCGGGAAUCACACUAUGAGUUCAUCGUACCUAAAGCUCUGCUCACGGCAGAGCCCGUAGCUCUGGGAAAAUUGGAAGCAGCUGAUGGUGAUCGCAAUGAUAGAAUAGUAUUGGAUCUCAAAGGUGCCCUUUCUGAUCUCUUCAGCAUCGAUUCUAGGGGUGUACUGUGGCUACGCAGGGAGAAGCCCAAUAUCACGAUGGUCAACCUAAUUGCCACAGCCACGGACAAUGGGAAUCCUCCGAAGAGCACAUCAGUUCCUGUAUCGGUGCGGAUGGAGGGUCUGGCACUGGCUCAGUCAACUUGGGCUCCUGGCGUGCUUGGGGCAUUUGGAGUUGUCCUAACACUAUUCAUUCUUGCCACCAUCGGACUCUCCAUCUACAUUUACAAAAGCAAAAAUCCAAAAACCACGAAUAGAAUCCAUAGUCAGGCCAAUAGCACAACUUCUGCAGCGAAUCUCGUGAGCAACGAAAAGAAGUCCGGAGUUACGGGAGGUUUGAAGCUGGCUGGUGGAAACAUGACCAUUGGAAAUCCUAUUGGAGGGGGUCAUGGAGGUUCCGGGAGUAGCUUAAGUGCUGGAGCAUCUACAAUCCUUGCUGCAAGUCUAGAAAGGGAAGCUCAGAGAGAGCGAGAACGUGACAACUACACCGCGACUGUUAGAAGCAUAAUUUCGAGGGCCUCAGCUGCACGGAAUGGUCUCUACGAUGGUGACAUCGAGAGGGAUUCCAUAUCAAAUCCUGAUAUUGCCCGAACAACUUGGGGCGAAGCAGCGUCAAAUGGGAAUUUGGCAAGGAAAAAAUUAAGUUGGGGUGGAAGUGGUGAUCCGAAUAAAAAUGAAAUUGGUUCCUUGGACAAUAUUGGUGGUUCGACGGAGAACAAUUUGACUGUAUACUUCUGAUAACAAUCCAUUUUUAUUUUCCUUGAGCAUUUACUUGUGAUUCCACUAACGAACUCAUCCAACAAAUCGAGAUUGUCGCCAAAGGUGUGUUUUUUUCAUUAAAAAACGAUUUACAUUGUACCAGUAUUUUUUAAGUUUAAACUCAUAGAAUUAAGAUUUAAUUUAGAUUCUAGAACAAUGUAUAAUUUGUAAAAUAAAUAAAAUUUCUAGGUGAAAA
Phlebotomus papatasi is the source of this 3056-nucleotide messenger RNA. It is a transcript of the gene Cad96Cb, whose product is annotated as protocadherin-16. The transcript is spliced from 6 exons. The coding region runs from base 590 to 2839 and encodes 749 amino acids. Lineage: Eukaryota; Metazoa; Arthropoda; Insecta; Diptera; Psychodidae. The record is from RefSeq and is a predicted model, not a curated record. Gene Ontology annotation, biological process: homophilic cell-cell adhesion. Gene Ontology annotation, molecular function: calcium ion binding. Gene Ontology annotation, cellular component: plasma membrane.